Argiope bruennichi is the source of this 1103-nucleotide messenger RNA. RefSeq names its product casein kinase II subunit beta (gene CkIIbeta). Gene Ontology annotation, molecular function: protein kinase regulator activity. The record is from RefSeq and is a predicted model, not a curated record. The transcript has 8 exons. Lineage: Eukaryota; Metazoa; Arthropoda; Arachnida; Araneae; Araneidae. Bases 259 to 924 code for a protein of 221 amino acids. Gene Ontology annotation, cellular component: cytoplasm; protein kinase CK2 complex.
UAACAUCGUGCUAAAUAUUUUUUAGAAUUGAAUGCUUUAUUUUCUUUUGAAAAUGGCAUUAGUUGUUAGCUGCUAUUUCUUCCUUUCUUCUCUAUUUUAAUUGUAAAUUUACGUCUUGUCAAUUGAAGUAGUUCAUUUUGAACUGGCUUCUUCGUUUGGGAACUGUUUUGGGGUGAACUAGGAGUUCGACGAACAUUUUCAUUUGCAAUAUUGUUUUUAUCUUAAUCUGCAAAAAUUGAUUCCCCGGGGAGUGAAGAAAUGAGUUCUUCUGAGGAAGUGUCAUGGAUUUCGUGGUUUUGUGGGCUUCGAGGAAAUGAGUUCUUUUGUGAAGUUGAUGAAGAUUAUAUUCAAGAUAAAUUUAACCUCACUGGUUUAAGUGAACAGGUACCACAUUAUCGUCAAGCUCUGGAUAUGAUUCUGGAUUUAGAACCUGAUGAUGAACUGGAAGAUAAUCCCAAUCAAAGUGAUCUGAUAGAACAAGCAGCAGAAAUGUUGUAUGGUUUAAUUCAUGCUAGGUACAUUUUAACGAAUCGAGGAAUUGCACAGAUGAUCGAGAAACAUCAGAAUGGUGAUUUUGGUGCAUGCCCACGAGUUUACUGUGAAAACCAGCCCAUGCUUCCAAUAGGUCUAUCUGAUGUUCCUGGUGAAUCUAUGGUGAAGCUGUAUUGCCCCAAAUGCACCGAUGUUUACAACCCCAAAUCAUCUCGUCACAAUCAGACAGAUGGAGCCUAUUUUGGCACAGGAUUUCCUCACAUGCUUUAUAUGGUUCAUCCUGAUUAUAGACCUAAAAGGCCAACAAAUCAGUUUGUACCAAGGUUAUAUGGAUUUAAAAUUCAUCCUUUGGCAUAUCAACUUCAGCAGCAAGCUAGUGCAAGUUUUAAGGCUCCUGUCCGAGCGAUUCCUUUUAAUAAUAACAAGCGAUGAGUUAUGUGUCUUUGAAAGUUACUUCAACAUGUUAGAAGUUACUUGGAAUACAUUUAGUUUAUGUGAACAAUAAAUUUAACAAAUAUUCAGUUAAAAUGUACUGAGUAUGCAUCAAAGUUCUUUCUCAUGUAAGUUUCUUUUACCUCGAUAUGUGAAUCAUAGUAAAAACUUUUUAUUUA